ACUUUGAUGAUGUUCCAUUCUCAAAGUUUAAUGUUGAUAGAGUUGGAUCUUCUGGUGUACAGAAGGAGUUUACUGGUGGGUUUGAUGUCGAUGGUGUGAUGCGUAAGAUGAAGGCGUUUAUUUCUAGGCAAAAGAAGACUGAUGAGUCUAUUGAAGUAUUGAAUAAUGUGUUGGAGGGUAGAUUCAAGGAGUUGCAGUUAAGUCUUCAGUCGUAUAUUGACUCAAAGAUCAGUGAAGGCUUGGUUUUUUUUUAUGGAAUUGAAGUUUAAUGAGUUGAAGGAAGCUAUUGAAAAUGCAAAAAUUUCUAAAGAUGGAAAUGAUAGUCCUGAUGAGAGCGAUGGCAAGAAUGAUGAUUUAAAUGAUGUUGAAGUUUUUGAUGUGAAAAGUCAAGAUGCAAUUGAAACUGUUGGACUCGAUGAGAAUAUCCAAUAUACUCAGGUUGUUGAUGAUCAUGGCCUAUUUAAGGAUGUUGUUAAAAAAUCUAAGGAGGAUGAAGAUGAUGGUGGUGAUGACCAGGCAAGUUUAUUUAUUUUUUAGUUUUUUCAUUAUUUAGAUGAUUUGUUACUAUGUUGUUUGUUGUCUCUGUCAAAUGUUUUUUAUGUUUGUUUUGUAUAUUUACAGGGUUUGGGGGUGGUGAUGCUGUUAAAGUUAUUGGUUCAGAUGGGACAAAUAAAGACAAUGUUGAGGGAAAGAAUACUGAAGAAGCAAAAGAUGUUGCAGAUGGGAGUAAUAAAGAUAAUGUUGAGGGCAGAGCAGUUGAUGUAGAUGCAAGUGUAAAUGAUGUUGAAGGUGUUUGUAGUAAGGGAAAGUUGUUUGAUAGUCAAGGCACUGAGGAUAGUAUCACUGUGUCUGCUUUGGAGAUUAUAAAUGAAAAGAUUGAUGCCUAUGAGGGAAGCAUUAAAAAGGAUAAGUCUUUAAAUAAAUUAGAGGCAACAAAUGCUGAUGUUUUAUCUACCUAUGGGUUGGACAAGACUGAUGUUGUUGGUGUUGAGAAGAAGCAUGGUUCUCAAGAAAGCUUUUCUGUAUCUACCAUGGAGGUUGUUAAUGAUCAUUUGGUUUCCUAUGAAGACAAGCUUUGA
Messenger RNA from Cannabis sativa, 1079 nucleotides. RefSeq lists its product as uncharacterized. The coding region runs from base 567 to 1079 and encodes 170 amino acids. NCBI's taxonomy places the organism in Eukaryota, Viridiplantae, Streptophyta, Magnoliopsida, Rosales, Cannabaceae. The transcript is spliced from 5 exons. The record is from RefSeq and is a predicted model, not a curated record.